Messenger RNA from Haplochromis burtoni (Burton's mouthbrooder), 3563 nucleotides. Its product is annotated as major facilitator superfamily domain-containing protein 1. Gene Ontology annotation, molecular function: transmembrane transporter activity. The transcript has 13 exons. Gene Ontology annotation, biological process: transmembrane transport. Lineage: Eukaryota; Metazoa; Chordata; Actinopteri; Cichliformes; Cichlidae. The record is from RefSeq and is a predicted model, not a curated record. Bases 327 to 1826 code for a protein of 499 amino acids.
GUAAUAACGGCCCUCCCCCCUCUUCCCAGCGAAGGAGGUGACCUAGCGAAUAAAUAAGUGGUGUACUGCAAAUUUGGGUAUUAAGUUGUUUAAAUGUAGCCUACUUACAAAAAUAAAUGGCCAACAUCAAACUAUAAUCAGUCCAAUGAGCAGUACAGAACCCUGAUUGUAAUUUAUAUAAUGUUUUAUUUCUCUAGGACACCUGUAAGUUACUUAGCAACAAACACAUACGUUUCCGUCCAGGUGGUUUUAAGAUAUGAGUUUCCCAGUAUCAGCCACAGAAGAAGCGGCCGCUCACUCUGUUCAUGUAAACGACAGUGAAGGAUAUGAUUUUUGACGCUGUUUCAACAACGAAAACGAUGGCGCAGCCGGCGGAAAAAGCAUACUAUCGCUUUGUGGUGCUCUUCUUUAACUGUCUGCUGACCUUUGGGUCCUACUUUUGCUUCGACAUUCCCAGUGUGUUACAGGAUCAGUUCCAAGGGAACCUGACGUGUCCCAAUGCAACGGUGAUCAAUGGGACAGUGGACUGUGUGGAGGGACUGGGGAUGACCCCUCAGCAGUACAAUCUUCUCUAUGCCAUCUAUGCUUGGACGAAUGCAGUAGUGGUGAUCCUGGCUGGAUUCCUGAUUGACAAAUUAGGAAAUCGCUUCGGUGUGUUUCUCUUCUCUUUUCACUGUGUUUUGGGCUCAUCGCUGUUUGCUCUCGGCUCCCACUUCAAGGGAUCUCCCUACUUGCUGCCGCUAAUGCUCACCGGCCGUCUGCUGUUUGGAUCAGGCAAUGGAUCUCUGACUAUUGUUCAGAAUCGCAUCACAACCUUCUGGUUCAAAGGGAAGGAGUUGGCUUUGGCUUUCAGCCUGACCGUGGCCUUCUCGCGGCUGGGCUCGGUGUUGAACUUCUUCCUCACGCAGAAGUUUGAAGAAAAAUAUGGCAUGCAGUGGACACUCUGGGGUGGCGCACUGUUGUGUGUGCUGGGCUUCACUUCUGCUGUCAUUGUCAGCACCUUGGACAAGAUUGAAGUGAGACAGCUGGGUCUCGAUGGAGCCAUCCAAGAAGAGUCUCGCAAAGUGAGGAUUCAGGAUGUGAAGCUCCUGUCAGUAACAUACUGGCUGCUGGUUCUCACCAUCAUGUUCUUCUACAACGGCAUCUUCCCCUUCAUUGCUGAUGCAAGCAAGUUCAUCCAGGAUAAGUACAGCUACUACAGCCAGGAGGAGGCAGCUUAUAUUGUGGGAGCAGUCUAUGACAGCUUAGUGGUCCUCUCAGCCAUCGUGGGCAUUCUCAUUGAUUAUGUGGGUCUGCGGGGAGUUUUUGCAUUGGCGAGCGCCGUCUUCACGCUGCCCGUGUUUGGACUCCUGGCUUUCACUUUUGUCCCUCCUCUGGUUUCAACCAUAUGGCUGGGAGUCACCUACUCCUUUGCUGCUGCCAGCAUGUGGCUGUCUAUUCCCCUUGUCGUACCUCAGGCAACUCUGGGAACUGCCACCGGCCUGGCCACCUCCGUACAGAUGUUUGGGGUCGGGAUCUCCAAUCUCAUUGUUGGACAGAUACUAGGCACCAAGUCCAGUGAAACUAAGAUCCCGCUGUGGCGUUGGCAGAGGAUGAUGAUCUUCAUGUUGGCCAACACCAUCAGCUGCAUUGUGACCUCAGUGCUGCUUAACGUUGUUGAUCACAGACAGGACGGGAUCCUCAACAAGACAACCAAGAAGUCAGGGCAGGCACAAGAAGGCUCCAAGAACUCGGGCGCAGAGAAACUUGAACUGAAAGCCGCUCACCCAGGCAGAGGAGAGGAAGAGCCAAAUGAACAGAAAGGAAAAAGUGCACACUUUCUUUAGUAAAGUAGAAGUACAGAUACCUGGGUUAAAAUAAAAUACUCAAUUAAAAGUUGAACUACUGAAGCAAAUUUUUUACCUAAGCAAGAGAGAAAAAGUACAGGCUCUGAAAUGUACUCAAAGUAGACAAGUAAAAAGUUCUUGAAGGACAAUUCUACUGAAUUGUCCUUCAAGAACUGUUAAAAUGACAAUCAAUCUAAUUGAAACAGCUGCAUGUUAUGGAUGUGGCCUCAAAGAUUUGUAGUUUAGAUUUAAAAGCACUUAAUGUAAUGAACUCAGUCAUUUUCCAUUCGUUCUGCAGUUUGUUCCAAGCUAAGGGUGCGAAAUGAACAAAAGCUCUCUUACCAAAUUCAGUUUGGGCAAAUAUACCAUUUAUACUGUCUUUACACUAGACAGUAUAAUGUUGGAAUUCAGUGAAUGAAUCUAAGCAUCACUACUCUAAAGGGACUGAGUAAGGUGCUGCUGAAAUGGUUGUCAGCAGUAUUUCUCAUGUCAGAGUUAACAGAACUACCAUUAAAGUCAACCUCAGGUCCUUGGUCGCCUCCCUGACUGAGAUACUUCUUGCAAGAAAAGCAUGUGAAGAGUCCUGCCAAAUCAAAAGGUCUUCUACUUCAAUGUUCUUUAAGUCAAAGUGUUCCUGAAUGCUUCUGAAGUCAUUUUGUAAGCGUGGAUUUUCUUUGAUGUCAUGUUUUUCGUCUUCACAUGCAGUGAAUGAGUAACUACCAUCUACUUAGGUAUGUGUCUGCUUGUUUGUUUGUUUUUAAGCAGUAUUUAACUCAUUACCACAGGCUGAUUUCACUCAGGUUAUUAAAUGACAGAUUUUCAUUUAUUUGACUUUAUCUACAGGACAUAAGUAGAUAAUUCAAUUUUAAAACACAUUUUAUCUCUGCUAAAAUAGCUAUAAUGACUACUGCCAUGAAUAACUGUGUGGACAUUACUGCUGUUACUAAAUCAUGUUAUAUAUAUUAUACUGUUGCGUAAACGUGACUAUCCAGAGUUAGGACUAGGAAUAAGUGUUGCAGACUUACCUGCCUCUCUGCAGCUUCUUUCCCCCUGUUAAAUUUACACAUAAAAUCUACAAUCUUAAGUCCACCUUGUUAAUCAACCAAAGACCCAGACAGAGUCUUAAUUCAUUUGAAAGCCUGAUGCUUAGCCUUUUCCACCCCAGCUGGAACACGCAAAACCCUUUUUUAUUUUUUGUUAUCUAUCAUCCACCUGGGACUUACUUAAGAGUUUGUUCCAUAUUUCUCAGACUUUUUAUCUGAUUUAGUGCUUUAUGUUGUGAAAAACUGAAAUCUGGAAAUUAGAAUUGUUGUGCCUUAUUUUGGUGAUGUUUUCACAUAUAUUCCUUUUGAAAAUACUAAAAUUUGUAUAUUUAUUUAGUUUUGUUUGUCUGAUUUACAAAAUAAAUCGGACAUUUCAAACAGUUACUCGCUACUUGAGUAGUCUUUUCGCCAAGUACUUUUUGACUCUUACUUGAGUAACUUUUUUGACGACUACUUUUCACUUUUACUUAAAUAAUAAUAUUUUAAAGUAAUGCUACUCUUACUUGAGUACAGUUUUUGGAUACUCGACCCACCUCUGCCUACAAGACUGCUCGAAGAAGUCCUGCCAUUAAUUCAUGCUUCAAUCUUAAAUAUGAUUGACCUAUCUCUAAUAAUCGGCUAUGUACCACAGGUGGCAGUAGUUUAAACCAUUAAACUUAAAAAAACAUCUUUUGACCCAGCGGCCUUAGCUAAU